Beta vulgaris subsp. vulgaris (sugar beet) is the source of this 1218-nucleotide messenger RNA. RefSeq lists its product as uncharacterized. Gene Ontology annotation, biological process: endoplasmic reticulum to Golgi vesicle-mediated transport. Bases 511 to 936 code for a protein of 141 amino acids. The transcript is spliced from 3 exons. Gene Ontology annotation, cellular component: TRAPP complex. NCBI's taxonomy places the organism in Eukaryota, Viridiplantae, Streptophyta, Magnoliopsida, Caryophyllales, Amaranthaceae. The record is from RefSeq and is a predicted model, not a curated record.
ACAAAAUGUGUUAUCUUUAUUGAGUAUCUGGUUCAAACUUUGGAAUGAAAGGAGAAAGAAAACCCUUACGAUCAACUAAUGAAUUUUGUUACUUAUAAAGAGGAAAAAAAAAAGAAGAUAACAAACUAGAGUAUUUGAUAAUAGUAGUGGAGUGCGAAGAGAUUGAACCAAAUAAGAAAAAAGAAUUAGUUACUUAAUACGUAUCUAAUAUCCCAAAACUAUUCUCCUGUCAGAACUUUGAAUCUGUUGUUCUAAACUUAAUCUUCUUCGUCUGAAAAUUUCGUUGAAAUUCGUUAUCAUUUCAGUUUAUAUGAUCCCCUGCUUUUUGUGAACGCAAUCUAGACUUCAUUUCUUUGAUAUGUAUCAUCAAAUUCUUUUGAUUUCUCUCCCAAUUUCACCUCUUCUUACACUGAUUUGAACUGAAAUCCCACAAAUUCAUCGUAAAAUCCCCUCCAAAAAAUCAGGAUUCGUGAAUUAGGGUUUUCCUCUCAAGUUAAUUGGAGUUCAAAAAUGGCGGCAAUUUAUAAUUUUUACAUUAUCAACAAAUCUGGAGGUCUCAUAUAUUAUAAGGAUUAUGGAUCAGCUGGUAGAAUGGAUACGAAUGAUACAUUGAGAUUAGCGAGUUUAUGGCACUCAAUGCACGCCAUUUCUCAGCAAUUAUCUCCUGUUUCUGGCUGUUUCGGAAUCGAACUCCUCGAAGCCGAUACCUUUGAUCUCAAUUGCUUUCAAUCUCUAACUGGAACAAAAUUUUUUGUCGUAUGUGAACCCGGGACACAGCAUAUGGAAUAUCUCUUGAAACACAUUUAUGAGCUGUAUACAGAUUAUGUGCUGAAGAACCCGUUCUAUGAAAUGGAGAUGCCCAUACGUUGUGAGCUCUUCGACAUCAACCUUGCUCAAGCAGUGCAGAAGGAUCGUGUUGCUUUGCUAGGACGAUGAUUGACCUGCAAUGCUUUAGAUGAAACUUCCAUGUUUGUAAAUCUCUCUUUGUGAACUUUUCUUUCAUCAUGUUUUUUCAUGAGGCACCUAAUGUUGCACCAGUUUGUUGCACCUAAUGUUGCCGUAUUUGUAAGAAGAUACAUUGGAUCGAGGACCGCAGAUACAUGAAAUGUCUGCUACAAGCUGAGAUGGAUCCCGGAAUUAAAAUUUUGAUAAUUAAUCGCGAGAUGGAUGUAGGAAUCUAAGAUUUCUUUUUCUUAAAUAAAGUCUAUAUUAGAACUC